Molecule: messenger RNA, 1855 nt
Organism: Octopus sinensis (East Asian common octopus)
Lineage: Eukaryota; Metazoa; Mollusca; Cephalopoda; Octopoda; Octopodidae
Product: coiled-coil domain-containing protein 90B, mitochondrial
Exons: 8
Coding region: 68-763 (231 amino acids)
Cellular component (GO): mitochondrion
Source: RefSeq, a predicted model, not a curated record
GGAACUGGUAGUUGUUUUUCCUGGGAAGAUUUCACUUCCGGUACAAACACAUGUCAAGGGUGAUUCUAUGGCGUGUGGUCGCUUUACUGUUUUGCCUUUACUCCGAAAAAGUCAAUUAAUUUUGGAGAAUUAUAAAAAUGACCAAUUUUCCUUUCUCAGCAGGAUUCCAUUUCGGAGAAUGUCGUACCAGAAAAGAGAUGUUGACUUGUCCGUAAUACGCAAAACAUUGCAUUGCGAUACACAUGCUCUUGUUCAGCAACUUCAGCUACGAGGCUUCACCAUUGAACAAGCUGAAGCUAUCACCGAAGCUCUUGUCGAAGUAGUUAAUAUGACACUUGAACAACAAUCUAAAGAGAUGGUUACAAAAACACAACAGGAAAUUGUAACCCAGCAAUUACUGGCUGAAAUUGCAGCUGUUAAGAAGGACAUGAUCAUUCUUGAGAAAAGUGAAUUCUCAAACCUACGCAAUAUAACAGAAAAACAGAGUAGAGAUAUAUUGCAACUAAAGGAUACUGUAAGAGAUGAAGUGUCUAAAUUGGAAGGGAAAAUCUUACUGGAUGUAAAUCUCGAAAGAGGCCGUACCAACGAAGAGUUUGCUGAUAAAGAAACCCAAAUUUCGAAUAUCAAUAAUAAAAUUGAUACAAAAAUUGCUGAUCUCCGCACAACAUUUGAGCAACACAGAAAUGAUGUCCUGAAAUAUGCUGGAGGAACCAUUUUCUCGUGUCUGACAAUUUCUCUUGGUUUUUAUCGUCUAUGGUCCUGACCACAACUCAAAAUCAAUCCAACAAGAACUUACAAAUCAAUAUAUUUUUUAUUUCACUGUUGAACCAAAUGGAGAGACUUGAAAUUUACAAACUUCCAGUGGUCAUAAGUUUGCUGAAUAUGAGCUUUUCUAAGAAUUAAUUAAAUGGUAAAAUUCCCCUCCCUUCCAUUAAAAAGCUCAGGUGCACACACAGACAUUCUUCUUUAGAUAUUUUAAUUAAAUAAGGCAUAACCUGCUCCUUUGUCUGCAAGUUUAAGGAUGGAAAAAAAUUGUAAUAUCACAUAAAAUGGUGUUUCGAGACAAAAUAUGGACGGAUGUUUACUUAAGUCAAAAAUCAACGUAGUAUUUACCUAGAAGCAUUUAAGAAAGAAAUGCAUCCAUAUCUAGAAAAAAAAAUACAGAUUUAUUCCUGUUUUGUUUUUUAGAAUAUAAUUGAAGAGAAAGCAAGUGGGAAAAAAAAUUAGCCAAUGGUUAUAAGUCCAGGUGUGAAUAUGAAUAUAAUUAAUAGUCAUCAUCAGAGUCAUCCAUUUGAACUCUUCUUCGGUCAAACUGAAAAUAUAUGGAAAAAAAAAGAAUUUGAAUUUUUAAUGUGAAAUUAUAUAACACAUAGGCAGAUACAUGUAUUUAAGUUGUUAUGCAUUUGAUAAAGUAUAUAUUUUUUAAAAAACUGGGAUCAAGGUGUUUUUGUGAAUUUCUGCCAUUCACCUGAAUGAUGCACAUUUCUGCUUUCCACAAGACUGAAUCUCUAAAGCUAGAAUGUCAAUCUAUCACCAGUUAAUUUUCCUAAGGGUAGAAGUGAACCUGGCAUUCUAAGAGGUUUUAAAUUUGCAAUGCUUGUAGUAACAACUCAAACCACUAUGUGGUCCCUUCAAACAGCUAGGUGGACUGCACUACUUAGAACUAAGUGACUUAGUCACGGGUAUAUUACAAAAUGCUGGCAAAAGACUGCAAAUGUCAACAAAGUACAAUCCACCAUCCUCUCAAUUGGUAACUUAUCUUGUAUUUAUUUCUUGGUUAUUCAUCUCUUGGAUAUACAGAUAAACGGAAAAAAUACCCUAUUUUAUAAUGUUUAAUAAAAAUCUGAUCAUAAAA